GGAGGAGGAGAAGGAGAAGGAGGCGGAGGCGGAGGGAGGAGGAAGCCCCGUCGCGGCCUCCGCCGCCGCCAACGGGGCUGUCCCUGUACCUCCCGAUGGAGUUUGAGGCCGUGAAGCCGCCGCCGAGCUCUGCCCCGGCGAGACGAGGCGCCUCCGUCGCCGAGCCGCGCGGUCGCGGGGCUCCCGGGAGCGGCCCUUAGCGACCCCGCCCGGUCCCCCUCAGCUUACAAAACACUACCCAGCAAAAUAAUGAUCUGCUAGACUGCUAACCCGAGCAUCCAGCUUCCACAAUGCCUGUGCAGGCAGCUCAAUGGACAGAAUUUCUGUCCUGUCCAAUCUGCUAUAAUGAAUUUGAUGAGAAUGUGCACAAACCCAUCAGUUUAGGUUGUUCACACACUGUUUGCAAGACCUGCUUGAAUAAACUUCACCGAAAAGCUUGUCCUUUUGAUCAGACUGCCAUCAACACAGACAUUGAUGUGCUUCCUGUCAACUUCGCACUUCUCCAGUUAGUUGGAGCCCAGGUACCAGAUCAUCAAUCAGUAAAGUUAAGUAAUUUAGGUGAGAACAAACACUAUGAGGUUGCAAAGAAAUGUGUUGAGGAUUUGGCACUCUACUUAAAACCACUAAGUGGAGGUAAAGGUGUAGCUAGUUUGAACCAGAGUGCACUGAGCCGUCCAAUGCAAAGGAAACUGGUGACACUUGUAAACUGUCAACUGGUGGAGGAAGAAGGUCGUGUAAGAGCCAUACGAGCAGCCCGUUCACUUGGAGAAAGAACUGUAACGGAACUAAUAUUACAGCACCAGAACCCUCAGCAAUUGUCUGCCAACUUAUGGGCUGCUGUCAGGGCUCGAGGAUGCCAGUUUCUAGGGCCAGCUAUGCAAGAAGAGGCCUUGAAGCUGGUGUUGCUGGCAUUAGAAGAUGGUUCUGCUCUCUCAAGGAAAGUUCUGGUACUUUUUGUUGUGCAAAGACUAGAACCAAGAUUUCCUCAGGCAUCAAAAACAAGUAUUGGUCAUGUUGUGCAACUACUGUAUCGAGCUUCUUGUUUUAAGGUUACCAAAAGGGAUGAAGACUCUUCCCUGAUGCAGCUAAAGGAGGAAUUUCGGAGUUAUGAGGCUUUACGCAGAGAACAUGAUGCCCAAAUUGUUCACAUUGCUAUGGAAGCAGGACUCCGUAUUUCACCUGAGCAGUGGUCUUCACUUCUAUAUGGUGACUUGGCGCAUAAAUCACACAUGCAGUCUAUCAUUGAUAAGCUGCAGUCUCCAGAAUCAUUUGCAAAGAGUGUUCAGGAAUUGACAAUUGUUUUGCAACGAACAGGUGACCCAGCUAACUUAAAUAGACUGAGGCCUCAUUUAGAGCUUCUUGCAAACAUAGACCCUAAUCCAGAUGCUGUUUCACCAACUUGGGAGCAGCUAGAAAAUGCAAUGGUAGCUGUUAAAACAGUGGUUCAUGGCCUUGUGGACUUCAUACAAAAUUAUAGUAGAAAAGGCCAUGAGACACCUCAGCCUCAGCCAAACAGCAAAUAUAAGACUAGCAUGUGCCGAGAUUUGCGACAGCAAGGAGGGUGUCCACGAGGAACAAAUUGUACUUUUGCCCAUUCUCAGGAAGAGCUUGAAAAGUAUCGAUUAAGGAACAAAAAGAUCAAUGCAACUGUAAGAACGUUUCCUCUUCUAAAUAAAGUUGGUGUAAACAACACUGUCACAACCACAGCCGGAAAUGUCAUUUCUGUCAUAGGAAGUACUGAAACAACGGGGAAAAUUGUUCCAAGUACAAACGGAAUUUCAAAUGCAGAAAACAGUGUUUCCCAGCUAAUUCCACGUAGUGCUGACAGUACAUUAAGAGCUCUGGAGACUGUGAAGAAAGUGGGGAAGGUUGGCACUAAUGGUCAGAAUGCUGCUGGGCCUUCUGCAGAGUCUGUAUCUGAAAAUAAAAUUGGUUCUCCACCCAAGACUCCUGUAAGUAAUAUAGCGGCUACCUCAGCUGGGCCCACUAAUGUUGGAACAGAGCUGAAUUCUGUGCCUCCAAAAUCCAGCCCAUUUAUAACUAGAGUACCAGUAUAUCCUCAGCAUUCUGAAAACAUUCAGUAUUUUCAAGAUCCAAGGACUCAGAUACCCUUUGAAGUCCCACAGUACCCACAGACAGGAUACUACCCACCACCUCCAACAGUACCAGCUGGUGUGGCUCCCUGUGUUCCUCGCUUUGUGAGGUCCAAUAAUGUUCCAGAGUCCUCCCUCCCACCUGCUUCCAUGCCAUAUGCUGAUCAUUACAGUACAUUUUCGCCUCGAGAUCGAAUGAAUUCUUCUCCUUACCAACCUCCUCCUCCGCAGCCGUAUGGACCAGUUCCUCCAGUACCUUCUGGAAUGUAUGCUCCUGUGUACGACAGCAGGCGCAUCUGGCGCCCACCUAUGUACCAACGAGAUGACAUUAUUAGAAGCAAUUCUUUGCCUCCAAUGGAUGUGAUGCACUCGUCUGUGUAUCAGACGUCUUUGCGGGAAAGAUAUAACUCAUUAGAUGGGUAUUAUUCAGUGGCUUGUCAGCCACCAAGUGAGCCAAGGACAACUGUGCCUUUACCAAGGGAACCUUGUGGUCAUUUGAAGACCAGUUGCGAGGAGCAGAUAAGAAGAAAGCCAGAGCAGUGGGCACAGUACCACACUCAGAAAGCACCUCUUGUCUCUUCAACUCUUCCUGUGGCAACACAGUCACCAACGCCACCUUCUCCUCUAUUCAGUGUAGACUUUCGCACUGAUUUCUCUGAAAGUGUGAGUGGCACAAAAUUUGAAGAAGAUCAUCUUUCCCAUUAUUCCCCCUGGUCUUGUGGCACCAUAGGUUCCUGUAUAAAUGCUAUCGAUUCAGAGCCCAGAGAUGUAAUUGCUAAUUCAAAUGCUGUGUUAAUGGACCUGGACAGUGGAGAUGUUAAGAGAAGAGUGCAUUUAUUUGAAACUCAGAGAAGGACAAAAGAAGAAGAUCCAAUAAUUCCUUUUAGUGAUGGACCUAUCAUCUCAAAAUGGGGUGCAAUUUCUAGAUCUUCCCGUACAGGUUACCAUACCACAGAUCCUGUUCAGGCCACUGCUUCCCAAGGAAGUGCUACUAAGCCUAUCAGCGUAUCAGAUUAUGUCCCUUAUGUCAAUGCUGUUGAUUCAAGAUGGAGUUCAUAUGGUAAUGAAGCUACAUCAUCAGCACAUUAUAUUGAACGGGACAGAUUCAUCGUUACCGAUUUAUCUGGUCAUAGAAAGCAUUCCAGUACUGGAGACCUUUUGAGCAUUGAACUUCAGCAGGCCAAGAGUAACUCGUUGCUUCUUCAGAGGGAGGCCAAUGCUCUGGCCAUGCAACAGAAGUGGAAUUCCCUGGACGAAGGCCGUCACCUUACCUUAAAUCUUCUAAGCAAGGAAAUUGAACUGAGAAAUGGAGAGAGUGAUUAUACAGAAGAUGCAGUCGAUACUAAGCCUGAUAGGGAUAUAGAGUUAGAGCUUUCAGCACUUGAUACUGAUGAACCUGAUGGACAAGGUGAACAGAUUGAAGAGAUCCUGGACAUACAGCUUGGUAUCAGUUCUCAAAAUGAUCAGUUACUGAAUGGAACAGCAGUAGAAAAUGGGCAUCCAGUCCAGCAACACCAAAAGGAGCCCCUGGAGCAGAAGAGACAGAGUUUAGGUGAAGACCAUGUGAUUCUGGAGGAGCAAAAAGCAAUUCUGCCGGUAACUUCUUGCUUUAGUCAGCCACUCCCAGUGUCCAUUAGCAAUGCGAGUUGCCUCCCUCUUGCCACAUCUGUCAGUGUUGGCAACCUCAUUCUGAAAACUCAUGUUAUGUCUGAAGAUAAAAACGACUUCUUGAAACCUGUUGCAAAUGGGAAGAUGGUUAACAGCUGAAAAGAGGUUCAUCUUUCAAAUCUGUGACCAUACCAUGGAAGCAUUUACACUAGCUUUUUAUAUAUAUAAUAUAUAUUAUAUAAUGUAUAUUUUUUUUAAAAAAAAGAUAUUACUGGGGGCAUCCAUUUCCUGUGGACUCUUUGAUACUUCAAGCCCUCUUGCAUUAGCAUUAUGAAAAAAAAAGAAAAUUUACUUUACUAGGGUAACACGUUCACUUUCCAGAAGUGAUUGGAAUUUGGACAUUUAACUUAAGCUUCAAGCAGCUUUUUAUGAGUUUGUAGCAAUCCGGUGCAGUAACUGAGCCAUUUCCUAUUUUAAAUGGCUUCUAUAGAAAAUUAACAACUCAGUUAUUAAACUAGCAGGAUCCUACAAUGAUACAUCUAGUGAAA
Molecule: messenger RNA, 4249 nt
Organism: Balaenoptera ricei (Rice's whale)
Lineage: Eukaryota; Metazoa; Chordata; Mammalia; Artiodactyla; Balaenopteridae
Gene: RC3H2
Product: ring finger and CCCH-type domains 2
Exons: 21
Coding region: 291-3860 (1189 amino acids)
Molecular function (GO): metal ion binding
Source: RefSeq, a predicted model, not a curated record